AUGAUAUUUAACAUACUGUCCUGUUUGUACUUACUGGUCCUAACCAGCCAUGCUCUCCAACCAAAGUAUUCCACCUGGAUGCUGGAGAGCAUUAUCUCUCGCAGUGAAGGAAUCAAUCCAGCCGAUGGGCUGCUCGGCGUAAUCCAGAAGGGAUUGUUUCAAGAAUCCCUCCAUGCAGUUAUCCAACGCUCUACCGACGCCGCACAAAUCGCCAAAUGGAGUGCCUAUCACCGCCAAAGCGUAGACACCAACAUCGGAGACCUCCUCAACGCAUCCGCCUCAUCACGCCAUCUCUCCCUCGAUCGGCUGUGUAUCGGUCGAUCUAUAUUAGAGGCGCAUCUUGACACUCCGCUGCACCGCCAAACACUCAAGUCGCUCCGACGUUCACUAGAUCUGCAAUAUCGCAACGAAAACUCCGGAUUCUGGUACUUCGUUGACCCGCCGCCUCCAUACGAAGCAUAUGGCAAUCUCUCCUACAGCGAUGGGAUGUACGCCUUUGCUCCGUUUGCUACUCUCUACGGAUUUAUAUAUGGUGAUGAGAGCACCAACCUUGAUACUGCGCUGCGGCAACUUCAACUUCUGUACGAAAAUAGCGUACAAGCGUCUACUGGGCUUAUCUUGCACGGGUACGAUGCGUCGAGGGGUGCGCCAUGGGCAGAUCCUAUGACGGGGGCCAGUCCCAUCCUCUGGGGUAGGAGUCUGGCGUGGUAUAUGAUUGGGGUGGUCGAUACCCUUGAAAUCGUGGACAGGCUCUCACCAUCAAAGGACAGAAAGAUUAAAAUGGAGGAGGUAUUCCAGGGUAUCCUCGAUAUUUUCCAAAGACUGGCACACGGCACCGUACGGAUGAUUCUGGAUUCGACUCGGGUGACGGGUCGGUAUGCCAUUUGGCAGGUGAUGGAUCGACCUGGGGAGCCUGGAAAUUUUGUCGAGGCGAGCGCCAGUGCCAUGAUUUCCUUUGCGUUGGCCAAGGGAGUACGGUUGGGUUACUUGUCCGGAGAGACGGGACAUCAGGAGUUGUUUUUGCAGAAUGAUGUGCAGUUGAAAGAGCAUUUUUGGGGUGCCAAGGUGAUGAGCGUUGCGCGAGCGUUGUAUCAGGAUGUGCUAGAUCACUUUGUAGUGGAGGAUGAAGAGAAUGGUAGCCUUCAAUUCCAUGGUACGAGUAUUAUUGCCAGCUUGCACGAGGAGAAACUGGAUUACGAGUAUUAUACGCAUCGCGCUGUGAUGACGAAUAGCUUGAUCGGAACGAGUGCGUUUGUGCUGUCGAGUUUGGAAAUGGAGCACUGA
Molecule: messenger RNA, 1284 nt
Organism: Aspergillus glaucus CBS 516.65
Lineage: Eukaryota; Fungi; Ascomycota; Eurotiomycetes; Eurotiales; Aspergillaceae
Product: putative glycosyl hydrolase family 88
Exons: 4
Coding region: 1-1284 (427 amino acids)
Biological process (GO): carbohydrate metabolic process
Source: RefSeq, a predicted model, not a curated record